AUGAAUCUUUUGUGCACAAUCACUAUUAACUUUAAAAGUGGAUUACAAUAAUACAGUUAGUAACUUCAAAGUCAUUAUGUAAUUUUAUAUUUAAGGAUAAGAUCAACUAAAGGAAGUAUUAAUUUCAAGUUUAAGAAUAUCUAUGGCCAACUCAUGA
This is a messenger RNA of Paramecium octaurelia, 157 nucleotides long. The record is from the annotation of a GenBank genome assembly. Lineage: Eukaryota; Ciliophora; Oligohymenophorea; Peniculida; Parameciidae.